CAUUGCACUAUUUGGCUUCAACUCAGAUCGAUUCCUCUAGAUCAGAGGACUGUUUUCUUAAAUGAAGCGAUCAACAGCAGAUUGGUGAAAUAAAGAAUAAAAAGCAGAGAGACUAUUUGAUCGAAUCCAACGCAUUUGUUUGGAUACAACAACAAUCAAGAUAGACUGAAGCCAGAGUAAAUCAAGUUGUUUUCUGCUGAUUUUUUUUUCAAAAUGGAAUACACAUCAGAUCAACUGMACUUCUUCAGGCUGUCUUAUAUCGUCUUCGACAUCGUACCUGAAGUUUUACGAAAGAUUUUCAAGCAAGAAUGGGAUGCCUUAUACAAAGGUACGCCUGGUCAGUGGGAUGACACGCCUACCAGUUAUACUGCAUUUUAUAACAUGGAGUCAGCUAAGAAUCAGGCAAGAAACAAACGCCUUCUUGAACUGAUGUCCAGUGGAGACAGAAACAAUUGGGAUUGUACUUGUCUCUUUUAUGCCAUACUUUACUCAGACAGUGUGGGGCCGACAUUAACAUCAGUGGUCAGUAAUGGCGUUGACGAAAUCCGAGAAAUUCGCAAUGAAWUGGCACACAAUAAAACGGGAAAGAUGAGCGAAGCUGAGUUUCAAAAGUCCAUAAAAAAGAUCAAGUUAGCGUUCUCAUGUUUAAAGGUUGAUAUAACAAGAAUUGAAGAAAUCAAAAACCAGACGUGUUUCCCUACAGAAGACCUUUCAAGAAUUCAAAAGGAACUACAAAACGUCGAAAAAGAGUUACAAGUCGAAAAGAAACGAAAAGAGAACGCCGAAAAAGAGUUAGAAGACGAAAAAAAACGCAACGCCGAACCAAACUCUUUUUGUAUAUUGCCUCCGCACCCCUCCCAUGACACAAUAUACAGAAAGAAAGAAGUCGACAGUAUCUGCGAAUCGAUGCAACGGUUAUCAAGUGAAAACCAGGGAGAGACGACAGUCGUUUAUUUGUCUGGGAAUCCAGGUUGUGGGAAAAGCGUGAUGGCAAAACAUAUUGGRGAGAAGUGCUACGAUCGCGAUGACACGACAGAAACAUUGAAGUUUGUGAUGACACUUGAUGCGUCAACCUUGGACACUUUGCUGAAUUCAUACAUGAUGUUUGCACAGAAACUGAACUGUUAUCCUGAUUCUAUUACGAGUAUUACUACUUCAAAAGAUCUUUCCAAAGAAGAACAAAUCCUCCAACUAAGGUUUCUUGUCGAUAAACAAGUUGCCAAGUAUUCGAAAUGGUUGGUCAUUGCAGACAAUGUAACUGAUUUAAAAUUGUUUUCCAAGUACUGGCCACAAGGUGGAGAGAAGACUGGUGGCGAGGGUCAGACUCUUGUCACCACCCAAGACAGUUCCUCCAUUGGUGUUAGCUUAAGCUCGCACUAUCAUCAUGUCUCCAUGAGGUCUGGUAUGAUAGAAGAGGAUGCCCUUGAACUACUUUCUAAGGUAUCUGGGUAUACAGAUGGAGAACACAGCUUAAUUGUGAAAGUAUGCAAAGCCUUAGACUUUCAGCCGCUUGCUUUAUCGUGUACGGCAGUUUACGUGCGCAGUGUCCGCACCAUUAACGAACAAUAUACGUGGCUUCAAUGUCUGACGGAUCUGGAGAGUGAGCGUGAAAAGCUAGAAACAGUUUACAAGAAAACGAGUUUGGCGUACAAAGCAACAAUGACUGCUGCAGUGAAUCUAGGCAUCCAGAGAGAGAUUAGUGAAGAGGUUAUGCUGCAUGCAUUUCGUUUCUUAUCUUURAUUGCAUCAGAUCCMAUCCCUUUAAAGUAUGUCGUGGAGUAUGUUGUUAAGUGUAUGCCUGACGAAGACAAGAAUGGGGUYGCUGUGCGAAUUUGUUCGUCGUCAAUGGUAUGCUCAUCAUUUGUUCAGGAAACAAAGGAAAUUAGCAUGCAUCAAGUGGUUUACCACUGUUUGCAAAAGCAUGAAAAACUAAGGGAAAGUACUGUGGACAUGUUUACGGUGAUUUCUGCAUUCUCUGAGAUUCCARUCAUUAAUGAUGAAUGUCCAGUUGAUGGUUUGACCGUUACAAAGCCACUAGUAAACCACUUUUUAAAUGUUUCGAAAAAACUAAUCGACUACGUCGUCACUAAAGAGUCUACAAGUGAACGUGUGCUAGAGGACCAUUUGUGCAGUGUUCUGAACCGUUUAGCCUCAGUUUUAUCCGAGCACGUCAGUUUAGAGAGCGCAAAGGACUUUUUACAGGUAGUUUUAGCAUUGGAAAUGUCGAGGUCUAUAUUGUCAAAAGCAAAAGAAGUAUUGAUUGUUUUAAUGGGUACCAAUCAUGUCGAAUAUAUUUCAAAUAUAAACAUUAACGGCAUCUCUCCAUCAGUGGGCAUUGCCAUGAACAACUUAGGCAAUGCAUAUCAAAAACUAGGUCGACUGGAGGAAUCGAUAACAUAUUACGAGAAAGCCCUUGCAAUCAAAACAGCUGUGUACGGUGGAAACCAUCCAUCGGUGGGCGAUACCAUGAACAACUUAGGCAAUGCAUAUCAAGAACUAGGUCGACUGGAGGAAUCGAUAACAUAUUACGAGAAAGCCCUUGCAAUCAAAACAGCUGUGUACGGUGAUUAUAUUUAA
This is a messenger RNA of Exaiptasia diaphana, 2577 nucleotides long. RefSeq lists its product as uncharacterized. Bases 214 to 2577 code for a protein of 787 amino acids. Gene Ontology annotation, molecular function: ADP binding; protein binding. The record is from RefSeq and is a predicted model, not a curated record. The transcript has 3 exons. NCBI's taxonomy places the organism in Eukaryota, Metazoa, Cnidaria, Anthozoa, Actiniaria, Aiptasiidae.